Messenger RNA from Bicyclus anynana (squinting bush brown), 1068 nucleotides. Its product is annotated as keratin, type I cytoskeletal 9-like. The coding region runs from base 64 to 855 and encodes 263 amino acids. The record is from RefSeq and is a predicted model, not a curated record. The transcript has 2 exons. Lineage: Eukaryota; Metazoa; Arthropoda; Insecta; Lepidoptera; Nymphalidae.
UUAGUGGCCGACUGUUUAUGAAAACACAAACAAACCUAUUUUCCUGCUGAACAUAAAAUAAUUAUGAAGACAUCUUUAGUAAUAAUUUUUAGUAGUGUAGCGUUAAUUUCGGCCGUUAACGCAAAUCCAAAACCAUGCGGCGCUGGUCCAUUAGGUUUAACGUAUUGUGGAAAAGCAUGGGAAGAUUUCUUUGACUACGAUUACAAUACUGAUAAUACAAACGUCAGAGGUAGAGAUGGAAAUUUACAUAGAGGUGGAAGCUACAAUUAUGCAUUUGGUGGCACUUAUGGAGAUAGAAACAGAGGUGGUACUUUUGGAGCCUAUGGUAAUAGGAGAAGUAGCUAUGGCGAAAAUUUCUACAACGAUUGCACCUAUGGAAGACCAUGCAACGACGGUGGACGCUUUGUUGUAGAUAACAACCAAGAUAAAACAUAUAGUUACGGAGACAACACUAAUGCCAUCAAUAUUGGCAUGAGCAACAAAGUUAAUAAUGGAGGUAUUAACAACGAAGUUGGCACCAAUAAAGGAAGUUGGAACGGUGGUCACACUUCUGAAGUAGACAACGAUGGUAACAAUGCUUCCAAAAUUCAAGCAAAUGACCAUGUUAGUAACGGCAGUAGCAGCAAACAUGAUGAUAAUCUUAAUGGAAAUAUUAUUGACGGUGAUCAAACUAUAGAAGGUGCAAACAGAGGUUUCCAAUAUAGAGAUGGUGGGGGAAGUCAAUUAAUUUCAAAUUUCAAAAAAGGUCACACGUAUGAAGAAGAUAGAAAUAAUGGUAACGAUUUUGGAGGAGACAGUCAAGGAGGAAGUGGAAGUAUAGGAUACAGCAGAGGUAGCGAUAUCGAAAAUUAUUAAGGUGAUAGCAGCAAUGAUGAAAAUAGUCGUCUAGGUGAUAUAUAUGGUGAUUACCAUGUUAAAAAGAAGAAUUAAUGAUAAAUGUCAUAAAAUAAAGUAAUAUAUAUAAUUUGACGCCAGUACCUACGCUGUCCAAUUUUUGCCGCUCCUUUUAAUUCCUUAUUUGACACCCUCGUAAUUAAUAAUAUUAAUUAAAUACAUUUAUUAAUUCAA